CGAGGAACCGCCAGGGCUGUUGGGUAGAGCUGUUGAAGCCGCGAGCCCACUUCCGUUGUGAAAGAGACCUCGCCAGCAGUCAACAUGGCGGAGUCGGUGCUCGAAGUUGUGGGGAAGCUGCAGUCGCGGCUCUCGGGCACCACGGAGCCCAAGAAGCUAAUGAAGAAUUUGAAGAGGCUAUCCGAGCUGCCCAUCACUGUUGAUAUUCUUCUGGAGACUGGGGUAGGGAAGACGGUGAACGGUUUACGGAAACAUGAGCAGGUUGGAGAUUUUGCCAAGAACUUGGUGGCGAGAUGGAAGAAACUGGUGCCUGUCCCACCAGAGGCUGUGCGGCACAGUCUUGAGCCUGCAGACCGCAGCUAUGACCGAAGCAUCCAGAGGAAGCGGCAACGCGAUCCUUCCCCCAAAGAGGAGGAAGAGGUGGAGCAGGACUACUCAGAAGCUUACCAGCCUUCUUCCAGCCAGUCCUACCACCUGGAACAUGGGACAAAGAAGACCAAGAGAUACCCGGAGCCCGAGAGAACCCAUGAAACUGUGAACUAUGACAUCCCGGAGGACAGGACGUGGGACCGAGAGUCCCCGGUGCUCUCCGACCAGGAGGGCUCUGAUUACGGACAAACAGCCUCCCCUGAGCCAAUCGACACCCCUCAGGAACUGUAUGCGGACUUUUGUAGAACUGAGGAAGAGGAAAGAGAGCAGAAAUCGCUUCAUAGGAAGGCCACUAAGGGCCACAGCUUUCAUGAUAGGCAGGAGGGGAACCACAGUAGGAAUUUCAGUGAUGCCCAAGACAAAACCGGCUCAGGUCGGAGCAAGGAACACAAGUCUUCUCACAAGGAGAAGCAGCGGCUAGAAGCCAAGGGCGAGGACAGGGGAGCUACUUUUGGCCUUGAGCGGAUGCACAAGAGUUCCUCCAAAGAGUCCUCCCGAGAAACUGCUUUGAUGGGCAGCAGCAAGGAGAGGCCUAAGGCCUUGGAUAGCUCCAAGCGAGAGAAGAAAAGGGAAGGUGGCAGCGCCAAGAAGGAAAAACUGCACCUUGACUCAGAGGAGACGUUGGACGAUCCUGUGAAGAAGCCAAAACACUCAGAUUCAGAUAGAGCCAAACCCGAGAAAGUGAAGCUCAGUGACCGGGAGAAGCUGAAACCCGAGGGGGAUUCCUCUACUAAGAGCAAAGAGAAGAAGUCUUCUGGCAGUUUAAAAAGCUCGGAGGGUAAACCCAAAGCCCCCGAUUCGCACAAACGAACAGUCGCCUUCUCGCCUCCAAAUCCUGGGGAGGGAGAAGCGGAGGACGUGUAUGAGCGACCUACCAUGUCUUUCGAGUCCUACCUGAGCUAUGACCAACCCCAGAAGAAGAAGAAGAAGGUGGUCAAGCCCCCACCUCCUGUCCCCGAGAAGGAGAAGGACAGAGGGCAUGGCAAACAGAACGGUUCCAAGGCGAGCGCGAAGAGCAGUGACACAAGCCAAAAGCCCCAGAAGCAGAGCAGUGAAAAAAAGGCAACGGGGGUGCCCAAAGCAAAAAAGAUUCCCAUUGAUGUGGUGCCAACGCUUCCCGACAUCCCUUUGCCUCCAAUCCAGGCCAACUAUCGCCCGCUCCCUUCGCUUGAAUCAAUUCCCCUUGCCCAGCCAAAGAGGAAAGCUCUAUCUUCCCCCACCGAGGAAGAUGAGGCCGGCUUCACGGGACGCAGGCUGAAUUCGAAGAUGCAGGUCUACUCGGGCUCCAAGACUGCCUACCUUCCAAAGAUGAUGACUCUGCAUGAGCAGUGCAUCCGGGUUCUGAGCAAUAAUAUUGACUCAAUCUACGAAGUGGGAGGUGUCCCUUACUCUGUCCUUGAACCUGUCUUGGAGCGUUGCACCCCAGAGCAGUUGUACCGCAUUGAAGAGUGCAAUCACGUUUUAAUUGAGGAUACGGAUCGGUUGUGGCACAUCCACUGCGUCCGCGACUUCAAGAAGGAGAAGCCGGAGGAGUUUGAGUCCUGGAGGGAGAUGUACCUGCGCCUGCAUGACGCCCGGGAGCAGCGGCUGCUUCUGCUGACCCAAAACAUCCGAUCGGCCCAUGCAAAUAAACCCAGAGGCAGAGUAGCGAAGAUGGCCUUUGUCAAUUCAGCAGCCAAGCCACCCAGGGAUGUGCGACGAAGGCAAGAGAAGUUUGGGACUGGAGCUGCUGCCGUUCCAGAAAAGAUCAAGAUCAAGCCAGUGUUGUACAUGCCAAUGAAAAGUAGCCACGUUCCUGCGGAAGAGGAGCAGUCUUACGAUGGACCCAGCACUAGCAGUGGGCACUCUGGUCCAUCCAUGAGCAGCACCUCCUCAGCGAGCUAUGACCCCAGGAAGCCCCCUGUAAAGAAAAUUGCACCGAUGAUGGCGAAGACUAUUAAAGCCUUCAAGAACAGAUUUUCUCGGAGAUAAGGGCACCCUUCCUGGGAGCGCGAAGGGAACUCUUCCCUCUUCGACAGCAAGCAGUGCUAACAGGAAAAUGGAGAGGGAUGAAAGGGCGGCCUAGAAUCUCCCAAACCCUAUUUGAGGCCAUCAGCACAGUAUUGUUCAAAGCAGCCUUCCCGUCCCUUUCCUUGGCUCCCAGUGUUUUUAAAAUGUGAAGUCUUGGCGUGUACUGAGAUCCGAAGGUCUGUAGACCAUUACUCUUUCUUCAGCCUCUUCCUCUCUGAACUCUGGAAUGAAAAAGAACACCUCCUUCUCCUAUCUGCAGUGUUUCCUCUUUCCACAUUAAAAAAUACUAUCCAGAUUUCACUUCGUUUGGAGCAUUUUCCUCUUCUUCUUCUUCUUUUUGCAAACACUGUUACAAAGAGAAGUACUUUAAGGAAACUUUGAUUACUGUUUUUCAAGAUUCUGGAGCACAGCUGAGGAUUUCCAUCCCCCUGUCCAGUCAUCUCUGGAGCAGCGCUUUCCGCUAUGCUUAAAUCCCAACUUUCAGCUCUUUCUUCCAUUCCUAAAUUCCUCACACCAAACAUACGUCAGCUUGGCGUUUCUAUGGGAUGAACACCAGAAUCUGCUGAAGAUGCUAUUUUGUUCUUCUUUCUGUCCGUUAGAUGAAAACAACAGUAACAACUACACAAUCUCUGCCCAUUUCUCCUUUUUUACAACUUAUAAGAAAAAUAAAACAGCACAGAAAUGUGAAAGGAGGAGCACUCAGGAGGCGAGGGAUACGUUUCACUUUGCACAGACCAAAAGUUGUUUUAAAUUGAAACCUGCAUCUUUUUUUUUUUUUUUAGGAAUUAUCACGGUUUAUCAUUUUGAGGAUUCAGGUUCUCUUCCCCUCUCUCUUCCUUUCCUGAACAAGAAAGCUGCCGUAUAUUUUUUUCUCCUGGUUUCCAGCCCACUUUUAAUCUUGGUGGAAGUCUUUCCUGGUUUUAAAAACACAAACAAAACAAGUGGCACUUUAACUCACCAGGUCCCUGUAAAGAACGUCAGCAAGAUGGAGUUGUUUUACAGCCCGUUUUGAGUUUUGACGUCGCACUGCGUGAUAGGAAAAGGAUGGUGCAAAGCCUAUUUCUGUGUCUGUCUUUCUCUGAGUCCUGAGCGGUACCUGCUCUUAGAAGAAGAAAAAUGGAGAGCAGCAUCUUGGGGAACUGAAUGGGGUUUGGCAGAACUUUUCAGCAAGAAGCAUGAUGCAGUUGCAACUGCCUGACCUGUCAGAGCAGACUUUGAGGGCACCGGAUUUCUUUGUGUACUGCUGUUUAAGCACUACAAGAGUGGAGAGGAGAAAGGAAACAACAAAUACCAUUUUUGUAAUGGGGGAAAUCUGUUGUGGAGAAAAUGGGUUUCGGGAUGCUUGUUGGAGUAUUUUUCUUGGAUGAAUCUUUGACUUCAGGGAGGUUUUGAAGGGGCCCGGCCUAUUUUUUCUCCUCACCACACAGAGGGGACAUCCUGAGCCUCCCAAAUGGGUUUCCCAAUGCUACUCCCCUAAUCUCUGGCCUGUCAUUGUUGCUCCACUGUUCCACCAGCGCAUGAUGGGUGAUUGUAGCCUUCGCUGAACAGGACCUGCUCCCUUUUUAAGGAACUGGGAAUCCCUCAAGAUUUGGGGCUGGAGGGGAAACCACAAAGUCUGUGCCAUGCAGGGCAUGAAAAUCCACAAGAUGUCAUCUGUCCAAAUGACGUCCCUUAAUGUUCCAACUCUCUUUUUAAAUCUGUUAUCUACACACACACACUCAAAAAUGUAAACAUUUUUUAAACAAGGAUGGUGUUUGAAAGAUGGUAUUCUCCUUCCCUGUCACACUGUUUGGAGCUGAUUCCCUGCAAGCUUUAAUGACAUCGUGUAGCAUUUCAAAGUGUGUUGUGAUGUUGGAUUACAAAAAAAAAAGAAAAAAAAGGAAAUUGUGCUCCUCUUGGUUUCUCUUUCUUUUUCUGUAUUUAAGUUUUGCUGUAUUGAUGAUUUAGUUAAUUAUAUAGGUAACCUUCUGCCAACCAUUGUACUUAGUGUAUUGUCUCCUUAUAUAAAGUGGCGUUAAGUAUUCAGACGGACGGGGAAGCGGGGAUGGGAGAGCACUAAACCACUGGUGAAUUCCCAAAAAAUCUUGAGUGCCUGGCAAUGGACUCUAGAAAUGCUUUUCUACCCACAAACAAAAGGGGAACACUAUCCGAUUCCUUCAUCCUGUCUUUUCCCAGCCAUAGACCCAUCAGAUCCUUGCAGCCCAAACUCAGCGCUGGCAUAUGUGUUCCCCUCCUAAUACUCCCAGUAGUAUCACUACUCGAAGACUCCAUCACAACAAUAUGCAAUGGUUUGCUUCUGAAAACAAGGCCGUUGAGUGGGUUUUUGCCCUAGAAACCCAGGUCCCCAUCUCUGUUGCUGCUUCCAUGUUGGUUGGAGGUCAAUGCCAGAGGACUGGGAAGGCUACCCAAGGCACUAUUGGCACUGCAUUCAAAAAUGCCACUGAGAAUACUACUCUUUGUGAAAUUGGGUCACUUUACUUGACAAUUCCCCCCUCCAUUUGGAGGCAUUGUGGAAUAAUAGUCUUUCCAAUUGAAGCUGCAGCGUGCAAUUCCAUGGUACUGGGAGACAUGACUUUCAGUGGUCUAAAAAGCAGCAUGUGGCCUAAGCAAUCCCUUAAUGGGAUUCCACGACAUGUUGGGAACCUUCUUUUUAAACAUGUGGGCAGAGGAAAACUGAUCCGGCUUCUGAUCCCUCGAUGGGCAUUUUAAAGUCUCGCUCAUUUUAAAACAGUGCAAUUUUCAGUGCUACAUACACUACACGCAAAGGAACCAAAUGGAAGGGCCCCUUCCCAUUUUGUGUACAUCGCAAGGUGAUGUGCGAUUCCAAGUCACCUCUGCCCUUGGGUCCCCUAAUUUGUAAAUAACAAUUUUCUAUUUUCCGUUUUUUUGGGGGGUGGUAACUGUAUGGAGAUGAAUAUUUUAAUUAGAUAAGUUAUAUGAAAGGAAGGAAUUUGUGUCUCAAUAAAAAGCCAAACACUGGAA
Anolis sagrei ordinatus is the source of this 5421-nucleotide messenger RNA. It is a transcript of the gene ELOA, whose product is annotated as elongin A. Gene Ontology annotation, cellular component: elongin complex; nucleus. Gene Ontology annotation, biological process: transcription elongation by RNA polymerase II. The record is from RefSeq and is a predicted model, not a curated record. Lineage: Eukaryota; Metazoa; Chordata; Lepidosauria; Squamata; Anolidae. Gene Ontology annotation, molecular function: protein binding.